Messenger RNA from Ceraceosorus guamensis, 783 nucleotides. RefSeq lists its product as hypothetical. Lineage: Eukaryota; Fungi; Basidiomycota; Exobasidiomycetes; Ceraceosorales; Ceraceosoraceae. The transcript has 5 exons. Bases 260 to 577 code for a protein of 105 amino acids. The record is from RefSeq and is a predicted model, not a curated record.
CUCAAGAAUAACUUUUGUCUACAUCAGGGAUCGCAGCUGGGCAGCUAUGUGUGUGUAGUCGCGAAUGGAGAGCAUACACGGGUAUAGGAGCUUCAGUCGCGUCGAUCAUCUUCAUUUCCACCACGCUCUUCCUUGAGACUCGACAUCCGUGUCCACUUGCCCAAGCACCAGUCGCCACUUCUUUAUCAGGGAGCCCAAAGGCAGUCAGGUCUGAUCGAGCAGGCACACAUACGCACACGCACACGCACACGCACACACGAUGGACUUUUUCUUCUGCAUCCCCGUCAUCUUUGGAUGUCCUAGCAAGAUCAAGCAAGAGGGCGAUGGAACUCCGCACAUCUGCCCAAGGUGUCACAAUGCUCAAGCAGUCACUGCCAAGAAGAAGCGCUGGUUCGAGCUGUGCUGGAUUCCUCUGAUUCCGCUUGGAAGCAAGCAUGUGUACUACUGCGGUAUAUGUCAAUGGCAAAUGCCACAAGAUGGCGGCUUCAAGCCUCAGGUAGCAGGCGGAAACUAUCAACAUCCGGGGUACGGACCGCCAACAGGCUACGGACCUCCGCAAGGCUACCCGCCGAAGUAGAGCAAGCGGCGUCUGGGUGGUCCGAUGAAGCGAAAGGGAUGCGAUUUGGGACGCGAGAGAGCCCGCUCGCUACCUUCCCAAUGAUGCGCUCGGAGCAGUAUGAGCCGCUUCUUGUGCGCGUCUCCUCCCUUCAUGCAUCGCUACCGCCCGUGAAUGUCCCGUCUCCUGUCGGAGCGUCCGCAUACAGGCGGAGCGGGUCGACUCAC